CUAUACUGGUUAAGUAUCUGGGUACUUACAUACGUACCUAGGUAGGUAUAUAUCUUCAUUUAUAAUACAUCACUCAGGGUGGGCAUGUACCUAGGUACAUAAGUGUGUUGGUCAGGGCAGCAGGAGUGCCAAUUACCAAACAAUCCGACCGACAACGCCCAACAGCGAAUUUCCCCUCUUUUAGUCCUACACGAUAUUGGAAACCUAGCGAUAACGGGCAACCGAAAUAGUCACAUCAGCCAUGGGAGUUGACGUCGGCUUCGACAUGGUCCCUCGCCUAUCCAAGGGGGCGGCCGAUAGACAAAAUUGGGACCACUUCAUUGCCACUGUUCAAAAACAUUACAAAGACGACGUAAAGGUCGAAACGAAGGCGAAUUACAUCGAGUUUAAUGCAGGAGAACAUCCCGUACUCCCUUUCGAAGGCCAUAAGUUCCUCCGUUUCAGCUCAAAUACUGCAGGAUCUAUCGCGGUAGAAACAGGAGUAAGGGAUUAUAUCGACACCGUUAUCAAUAUUGCAAGACUCCAUUUCGGCCCUCGUGUUCAUGUUUGGAGCGAGUUAUCUGGUCAGCUUGGUUACUACGAUUGGGCAGAAGUUCAUAAGUCAUUCAAAUCCUAUCAAACACGAGACGACAUGGAGACACAUACCAACCUUACGCAUAUCACCGAUCCCAUUAAAGAGCUUAGUACGCCUCUCCUUGAGGUCGCGAUCAUCCCAGGACGAGGUAGAGGUCUCAUCGCCCGAUCCAAUAUCCCUUUAGGCACGAGGAUUCUUUGUGAGAAACCACUUCUCACAGUGAAACCUAUGCCAGACGAUGAAUUAGAGGAAUACAUUUCCACACAGCUCAAAGCAUUAUCUAAAAACGAGCAGCGGCAAUUCCUAUCACUCCACAACAACUUUCCAAGGAUGCAUCCUUUCCGUGGUGUUGUCAAAACGAACGGUUUAGCGUGUGGAUGCGAUUCCUCUGUAGGCGGAGUCUACGCUAAUAUAUGCCUCAUCAACCACAGCUGCCUCCCCAACACGCACCACAGCUGGAACACCGAUGCAAAACAUGAAACCAUCUACGCCAUCCGACCAAUUGAAUGCGGGAAAGAGAUCACUAUUUCAUACCACCCAGGCAAACCAUCCGCUGUCCGUCAGAAAUCCUUAAUGAAGUCCUUCGGUUUCCAAUGCACGUGCAAACAGUGUUCCCUUCCGGCCGCCGAACUACAAGCCAGCGACCGUCGUCGCAUACUAAUCGAAAGUCUUGACGACCAAAUUGGCGAUCCAGUGACUUUUGCAGGAAGCCCAAAUACAAUUCUCGAGAGCUGCCGCACAUUACUCCACCUUGCAGAAGAAGAGUACGAGGGAUAUCCUGGAGCCAUUCUCGCCCGAUUAUUCUAUGAUGCUUUUCAAGUAUGUAUCGCCAAUGGGGAUCAGGCCCGGGCAAGAACAUUCGCACAAAGGGCCUAUGAAGCUAGGCUUGUCUGUGAGGGUGAAGAUAACCCCGAUACGAAGAAAAUGAAGGCAUUUGCCCGGAAGCCGACGGACCAUCAUAGCCAUGGCCUAUCAUCUAUGAGGUGGAAAACAACGAAGGAAAUGGUUCCGAAAGGUCUCGACGCCGAUCAAUUCGAGAUGUGGUUAUUUCGAAUGCAGAAGUGAAAAUAAACGGCAUUAAGGUCGCCUUUAUGCGAUGAAAUAUGUCCUCAUUUCUAGGGGGCUGGGGGAAAGU
Molecule: messenger RNA, 1709 nt
Organism: Hypoxylon trugodes
Lineage: Eukaryota; Fungi; Ascomycota; Sordariomycetes; Xylariales; Hypoxylaceae
Product: SET domain-containing protein
Exons: 2
Coding region: 242-1639 (465 amino acids)
Molecular function (GO): protein binding
Source: RefSeq, a predicted model, not a curated record